GCUUAACUCUCCAUCUCUUAAGAAGAAGUAACUCAUCAACUCUUCUUGCUACCUACCUAUCUCAAACCUCAAUACAAUUAGUUGAGAGAGAGUUCAUCAUCAAAUACAAAUUUUUUAUAAAAUGAAGAGUGGUGGGAGCUUCUUCAACAGCUGCAAACCCUAUAUUGCAAUGAUAUGUCUGCAAUUUGGAUAUGCAGGCAUGAACAUCAUAACCAAGAUCUCACUCAAUGGAGGUAUGAGCCACUACGUUCUUGUCGUUUAUCGACACGCCAUCGCCACCGCUGUCAUCGCUCCCUUUGCUUUCUUCUUCGAAAGGAAAGCACAGCCAAAGAUAACAUUCCCUGUGUUCAUGCAAAUUUUCAUUCUCGGCCUUCUCGGGCCUGUGAUUGACCAGAACUUUUACUACGCUGGUCUUAAGCUGACUUCGCCAACAUUUUCAUGUGCGAUGAGCAACAUGUUACCUGCCAUGACAUUUGUCAUGGCCAUAAUAUUCAGGAUGGAGAAAGUGAACAUAAAGAAGGUGAUAUACCAAGCGAAGGUGGUGGGAACGGUGAUAACGGUGGCGGGGGCGAUGCUGAUGACCUUGUACAAAGGCCCGCUCGUGGAAAUGGUGUGGACGGCACACCGGCACUCCGGCGUGAGCGGCGGCGGCAGUGGCGGCGGCAAGGACAGCAGCGACCGCGACUGGUUCAUCGGUUGCAUCCUCCUGAUCAUCGCGACCCUAGCGUGGGCGUCGCUCUUCAUCCUGCAGAAAGCCGCCCUGAAAACCUACUCCAACCACCAGCUUUCUCUGACAUCGCUCGUCUGCUUCAUGGGCACGCUUCAAGCCAUCGCCGUCACCUUCGUCAUGGAGCACAACCCUUCGGUGUGGAGGAUCGGCUGGGACAUGAACCUCCUCGCCGCUGCAUACGCGGGAAUUGUGACGUCUAGCAUAUCAUACUACGUGCAAGGACUGGUGAUGAAGACGAAAGGGCCGGUUUUCGCCACGGCGUUUAGCCCUCUCAUGAUGAUCAUAGUUGCCAUUAUGGGAUCCUUUAUUCUAGCAGAGAAGAUCUAUCUUGGAGGGGUGAUUGGAUCGGCUAUAAUCGUGGUGGGGCUAUACUCGGUGUUGUGGGGGAAGUACAAGGAAGAUCAAGAACAGAAACAGAAGAUGAUGAUUCAAGAUAUUCCAGAAGUCGUCAAAGAUAAUAAUAAUAAUAAUAAUAAUAAUCAAUUAAAUGGGAUUAAUGUGGCAGCAGGAAAUGUUGAUCAGGAGAAGGCAGCAGCAGUUGCCAUUGAUUUGCCCAUUUUCACUCCACCAAUCAAACCAACUCAACAAGUUUGACGAGAGCCACCAAAUUAAUUAUAACUCCUCAUUUAUAUAACUUUUUUCAUUGUUCUACUUUGAGGAGUUUUAAUUUUCUACUUUUUGGUUUCUUGUUGAUUUCGAGAAUCGAUUUUGGUUGGAUAUAUUAUGGAAGCAAAUAUCUAUGUAAUUAAGUACUAGUACUACUUUUGAGUAUGCAAGAGUUUGCUCAUCUCUUUUUGCUAUUUGAAA
Molecule: messenger RNA, 1537 nt
Organism: Salvia miltiorrhiza (redroot sage)
Lineage: Eukaryota; Viridiplantae; Streptophyta; Magnoliopsida; Lamiales; Lamiaceae
Product: WAT1-related protein At5g07050-like
Exons: 6
Coding region: 122-1324 (400 amino acids)
Cellular component (GO): plasma membrane
Molecular function (GO): transmembrane transporter activity
Source: RefSeq, a predicted model, not a curated record